This is a messenger RNA of Austrofundulus limnaeus, 586 nucleotides long. RefSeq names its product 15-hydroxyprostaglandin dehydrogenase [NAD(+)]. Gene Ontology annotation, cellular component: cytoplasm. The record is from RefSeq and is a predicted model, not a curated record. Gene Ontology annotation, molecular function: oxidoreductase activity, acting on the CH-OH group of donors, NAD or NADP as acceptor. Lineage: Eukaryota; Metazoa; Chordata; Actinopteri; Cyprinodontiformes; Rivulidae.
GGAUGAGGAUGAGGAUGAUGAGGAUGAUCUACAUUCAGAACACUGAGGCUGUGAUGAAGACCUGAAGUCCUGUGACUGGUUCGGUUGGUUUCUGCUGACCGGGUUCGGAUMAGACAGGUGUGUUGAAGCCCCUCCCCCUCCACCACCGGACUGUUGCGCAACUCAGAGGACGGUCUGCUGUGACGUCACGAGCUUUUGGAGCCUGMUCAGGUGUGCACAGACGGACGGAGCUCUGCAGACCCGCUGCUGAUCUUUCACCUCCUCCCACCUGAGACACGCGCGCUCUGUGACGUCACCGGGGGUAGGAAAGCCUCAGAGCGAGGCUCGGUUCGCCAGAGAGGCGCUGAACGGGUCCGGGUCCGGAUCAUUAUGGCUCUGAGCGGGAAGGUGGCUCUGGUAACCGGAGGAGCCCAGGGCAUCGGCAGGGCCGYGGUCCAGUCCCUGCUGCAGAGCUCAGCUAAGGUGGCGGUUCUGGACCUGAACCGGACCUGCGGGGAGCAGUGUCAGAAGCAGCUGGACUCAGAGUUCGGAKCGGGGAACUGCACCUUCAUCCAGUGUGACGUGUCCAACGGAGACGCUCUGACAG